Sipha flava (yellow sugarcane aphid) is the source of this 1561-nucleotide messenger RNA. RefSeq lists its product as uncharacterized. Lineage: Eukaryota; Metazoa; Arthropoda; Insecta; Hemiptera; Aphididae. Gene Ontology annotation, molecular function: chitin binding. The record is from RefSeq and is a predicted model, not a curated record. Gene Ontology annotation, cellular component: extracellular region. Bases 172 to 771 code for a protein of 199 amino acids. The transcript is spliced from 3 exons.
ACUAAAGCAGUCUUGUGACCGGUCAUGGGCCUAGCACGAGUGAGCCGUCAACCGGCUUCCUUGUAUGUUCUCGAAAGACAUGCGUACGAUUCUUUCUUUAAUGCAAUUUAAUCGUUACAGGUUCACUUGAUACGAUAUUGUGUAACUUAAUUUUACUUUUAUAAUCAAAUCAUGUACUUUUCUAACUAUUUUAACUCAGUUUUAAUAUGCUUUGUAUUCUCCUACACCAUCUUCAUACCGAUCAUUGGCGGAUCGGAAGACGGUAAGAAGACCAAGAGCGCCAGAGCAUUGGAAACCCAAGACGCAGGAGAUGAUAUGGACGGUUUGGACCAAAGGGACAGACUUGAAGACAAUACCGAAGAAACGACUAAAGUACCACCGGGAUUUUUGAGUCCAUCGGUCAGAGAAUACUUAGAGCUUGGACGGUCAAUUCCAGGCAAACCAGGCACGGACUACCCAGUGUUGGCCGUGGUGCCGUACACGGACUUCUACUGCGACGACCAACCGUACCCGGGGUUCUUCGCAGAUGUGGACACCCGGUGCCAGGCGUGGCACUAUUGCGACAUCGAUGGGCGGCAGGCGUCGUUCCUGUGCCCGAACGGCACGCAGUUCAGCCAGGCCGUGUUCGUGUGCGACUGGUGGUUCAACGUGCGGUGCGACCUGAGCAAAGAGCUGUACCGCAUCAACGAGAGGCUGUACCGGACGACGCCGCGGCCGGACCGGCCUCACAGGGUGCUAACCAAGGAGUUGCUCGACCAGAUAUUUCUCUGAUCGGGCCGUCCACCCGCCCCGUGCACCGCGCGCAUGACGCGGCCGAAUAGAAGUCGUUGACAACCCCAACGCCGCGUAACACGCUGCUACGCACCCGUUACAAACCUUGUCGUGACGGCCACUACCGCCCCCGGUCCGGCUUACACCCAUUAACGACGCGUCCCCCCGUCCGGCGUCCCGCGAUAAACAUCUGUUUCGCACGGACAAUUCGUAUUUCGCACACGAAACGCGAUCUCCAGGUACGAAUCCGCCGUCAAAUGUCAACAACGAGUUUUCGAUAUUAUUAUUAUAAAUAUCACUCGUUAAACUCGACGUAACGCGUAGUAGUCUUCGUUUGGUCCAGGUAAAAUACAACGACGGAAAUAUCGGGUUAGCGCUGCGUGCGUGCACGUGCGGCGAACGAGCGUUUAUGUAUACACAUUUUAAUAGAAUAGGCAAUCGUUUCAUAUCCACCCAUUGACAAAUAAUACUUGAUAUAAAUUAAACGUACACACCGCAUUUGCAUCAUUCGUUGCACUCCAACAGACGAUCCAUGUACACAAUUUAUGUCCAUUCUUUAAGGCCGCUUGUAAAUAUUUGUUAAUUUUUUUUUUCUUAUACAUGGAAUACAUGUAAAUAAUUCAAGCAACGUUUAAUGUAAAUAAAUUCUAAGAUCGCGAUUGAAUUAUUACAUAUUACGAAUGUCAGGUAAACGAAAGUCAACGAAUAUUGUGCAUUGCAUAUUUUUAAAACAAAUCAUUUAUAUUAUCUGGUAGUAUUUAUUUCAGUAAAAAAAAAUCAUAUUUGUCAU